CUGGCUGUAAAUAAUUUAUUCGAGUGUUGAUAAAUUAGUUUAAAAAAAAAUGGAAAGAAUGCGACAAGCCGUCGGUAAGGUAAAUUUCCUAUUAAAGAGUUUCAUGAAUCCACCGCAAUGCGUCUAUCUCGAAUAGAAUACUCGAGGGUCAAGCGAGAGAUCGAUUCAGUAUGUUCAUGGAAACCAGUGAGAGGACUUCAUUGCGCAGGCUUAACCGUAAUGGCUUUGUGCUGUCAAAAUAUGAUAUGAUUGUUCCUGUAUUCGGUCACGAUGCAUCGCGUACUGUCUUAGUGAUUAGAUUAAACGUUAAAACGUGAUUGUCACCGAGCUUUCUAAUCGCAUUCGAGACAAGAUCGAUUCGACGAGUGUGUAUAAAAAAAGAGCGCGUGUUGACAGUGUGAAUCCUGGAAAGCAAACAAUGGAUCAAUACUUUGCGGAGGAGGGUAACAUGCGGAUACGACGAAAAAUCGUCGGUUUAUUGUAACGCUUUUUCGUAACCUGGGACCUUAUCGUGCCUGAAAGCUUGAAAAGGUGUGAUCAGCUGCCAAUAUGGAUAAAGCAGACAAUCAAGUGAAAACCUGGAAAAAGAAAAGUAUGAAGUCGAAUACAUCGGCGGAGGUGAUGACCCAGUGCGUCCAGGUCGUCGUACGAUGUCGGCCGAUGGACGAGAAGGAAACAGCUCGCGGUUACACGCGCGUGGUCGACGUGUUUCCAACGAGGGGAGUGGUCGAGAUUCGCCAUCCACGAGACGAUCCAUCUAGCGAUAAUGUGAAAGUCUUCACGUUCGACGCAGUCUACGACUGGAAUUCCAGCCAAUUGGACUUGUACGAGGAGACGGUUAGACCAUUGGUGUCGUCUGUUCUUGACGGUUUUAACGGCACUAUAUUCGCUUACGGGCAAACUGGCACUGGGAAAACGUACACCAUGGAGGGCACCAAGAACGACUAUGAGAGACGUGGCGUGAUACCACGGUCCUUCGAGCAUAUUUUCAAUCACAUAGGCAGAUCGGAGAAUAUGCAGUACUUGGUACGAGCUAGUUACUUAGAAAUUUAUCAGGAGGAGAUUCGCGAUCUCCUGCAGCCCGAUCAAACUCUUCGAUUCGAGUUGAAGGAGAAACCAGACACGGGGGUAUUCGUCAAGGAUCUCUCUACUUCUGUGUGCAAGAGUGCUGGAGAGAUACAGCAGCUGAUGAACACGGGGAACCAGAACAGAACGAUCGGCGCGACGAACAUGAACGAGCACAGCUCGCGGUCCCACGCGAUAUUUCUGGUUACCAUCGAGAUGGGAUCCAUGGGCGACACAGGUGGGAUAAGAGUGGGUCGUCUGAACCUGGUCGAUCUGGCUGGUAGCGAGAGACAGAGCAAAACUGGGGCUUCUGGCGAAAGACUCAAGGAAGCGAGCAAGAUCAACCUGAGUCUCUCGGCGUUAGGUAACGUGAUCUCGGCUUUGGUGGACGGGAAAACCACCCACGUGCCCUACAGAGAUUCCAAGCUCACUCGACUACUGCAAGACUCUCUGGGUGGGAAUUCUAAAACCAUCAUGGUCGCGAAUAUCGGCCCAGCGAGUUAUAAUUACGACGAGACUCUGACGACGUUAAGGUACGCGAAUCGCGCCAAGAAUAUAAAGAACAAGCCUAAGAUAAACGAGGAUCCAAAGGAUGCUCUUUUGAGACAGUAUCAGGAAGAAAUCGGUCGACUGAAGGAGAAGUUGGCUCAGAAGGGCACGGUGCCGAAGCGGAAGAAGAAGUCUAAGAGGAAGAAGGAGGGCGAUGAUUCGGAAUCGGAGACGGAGGAUAGUCGCUGCGAGGACAACAAAAUCGAAACGGACAAGAAGCUGAUCGCGGAACAAUUGAAAGCGGAGAAACAAGAAACGGAGAAUCUUGUAUUGAGAAUAAAGGACUUGGAGAGCAAGAUGCUCUGCGGAGGCAAGAACAUCAUCGACCACACGAACGAGCAGCAAAGAUCCUUGGAACAGAAGGCGGCAGAAAUUGCCGAGCGAAAGAAACGGGAGGUGGAGAUGCAACAGAAGUUAGAGGCAGAGGAGCUAACGAUGGUGGGCGUGAAGGAAACCUACACGAAUCUGCAGCAAGAGGUGGACGUAAAAUCGAGGAAGCUUAGGAAAUGUUUCACUAAGCUGCAGGUUCUGAAGCAGGAACUCGAAGAUGUGACCAACGAUUUCAACAGAGACAGAAGGGAUCUGGAACAGACCCAACACGAACUGAUGAAGGAGUUGAAACUAAAGUAUUUAAUAAUUGAAAAUUUCAUUCCCGAGGAAGAGAAGAAUAAAAUUUUGUCGAGAAUUCAUCUCGACGAGGAGGAGGACUGUUGGAUGGUCAAAGACCCAGAGCCAUCCGGCAUGGACUCGAUAAAGAGGCCCACGUCGAUUCCUGGCGCUCGUAGACCGGUUUCCGAGUAUGCGCGAAUUGCUUUGGCCAUGGGCAGAGGUUGUCGUUACGCUGGCGAAAAUAUAUUGAAUCUAGACCUUGACAUGCCAGCGAGGACAACCUUGGACUACCAGGGACCUACCAUCGCUCCCACGAUUCAAGCUGUCCUCGAAGAAGCGUUGCGCGACGAAGGUGACAUUGACGUAGACGCUUCCAGCGCGAAACUCAGGUCAAAGCCACGAUUACAAUCCGCGAAGAUACGACCUAAGAGCGUUGGUAAGAUCCAACAGAUCCCACCGCCCGUUUACCCAAAGACGAGAGGACUCGUGCCCAAGUAGGAAAUUUGAAUACGUUCUACGUCUGUAAAGCAAAUUGUAAAUAUUGUAUGAAUUGCGGCCUGGGCUGUAUUUGAUUAAUUUAUAUAGUUCGUUGUGAUAUACGCCACAUGGUACUGCGUGUAUCGAUAAGUGCGACAUAGUUCGAGAAUCUUUCUAACUAUCUAGUCAAUGUGUACUAUGCAACCGCGUAUUAAUAUAUCGACUAUUUCAAUAUUGUAUUAAUAAAAUAAACAGAAUAAACGAUCUGUGAAGAGUAUAAGCGAAUAAGCGUGGACGAAGAGCUCUUUAACCGAUUUGGGCUCGAUACGACUAUACGUUAGGUCUUCAUAGAGAAAUGAACCAAGUUUUUACACACUAGCUUUAUUAUACUGAUAGCAACGGCAGGGGAACGUGAUUUUCCUCUAUUAUAUCUUUAAUUUGAGAUUAAUUUUCUUGUUAACAGAAAUAAUGGUCGAUGAAAAUAAGACUACUCUCCGCUUGAAAAGUAAUAUCAAGAGCAGCGCUCAAUAGUAAAAAAUUCAAUUGGCUACUCCAAGUUGACCGGUAUUUCUGUGCUGCCGAGUACUGUUCACGCACAGCUGCAAUAAUUUAUUACCUGUCGCAUGCUCGAUAUCUCGCAAGAAUUAUACGGCCCGCGGAGAUGAAUAUUAAACAAAAUCUUCGAAGCCGAACAAACGAAUCCUAUAAUUAAUGACGACAGUGAUAAAGGCUGAAGAUACAUGUUACCAAAGGUAAGAUAUUUAAGAACAAGUUAUUCGUAUGAUAAAUUUAAAUUAAUUUUGGAGCAUCUUUUACACGCUUGUUCGCCUAUACCCUUAAAAUUUGCAACUUGUUCUUAAAGGCUGGCACUCAUGUAUGUAACUUUAACAUAUGCUAAAAUGAAAAGCAUGGGGCAUAGAAUAAAAUGAUUCGUUUAUGUAUGAUUUUUUAUACAGUUAAACUUAUUAUUAAUUUAAUUCUAUUAUUAUUAUUAUCAGAUAUUAAGAAACAUGUUCCUUGGUAUGUUCAUAGUUUCUCUGAAAGAUGAAAAACUAAUACGCUUAUAAGUAUUUACAAAUGAAGGUUAUUCUUUACUCGUCCAAUAGAUUUGGAACAUUUUUUUUUUUUU
Molecule: messenger RNA, 3829 nt
Organism: Hylaeus volcanicus
Lineage: Eukaryota; Metazoa; Arthropoda; Insecta; Hymenoptera; Colletidae
Gene: Klp68D
Product: kinesin-like protein KIF3B
Exons: 2
Coding region: 550-2721 (723 amino acids)
Biological process (GO): microtubule-based movement
Molecular function (GO): microtubule motor activity; microtubule binding; ATP binding
Source: RefSeq, a predicted model, not a curated record